This is a messenger RNA of Brettanomyces bruxellensis, 687 nucleotides long. RefSeq lists its product as uncharacterized. The coding region runs from base 1 to 687 and encodes 228 amino acids. Gene Ontology annotation, molecular function: ATP binding; AMP kinase activity. Gene Ontology annotation, cellular component: mitochondrion; cytoplasm. The transcript has a single exon. The record is from RefSeq and is a predicted model, not a curated record. Gene Ontology annotation, biological process: nucleobase-containing compound metabolic process. NCBI's taxonomy places the organism in Eukaryota, Fungi, Ascomycota, Pichiomycetes, Pichiales, Pichiaceae.
AUGCAAUCCUUCAAUCCAAUCAGGAUGGUGAUGCUUGGCGCACCUGGAGCUGGAAAAGGAACACUUUCCAGAAGACUUCUUGCCAAAAUAAGCCAACUUAGCUCAAUUUCUACAGGUGAUCUUUUACGUGCACAAAUUGCUAAGAAUACGGACAUAGGCAAAACAGCUUCCGGCUAUAUCAAAAGCGGAAAGCUUCUCCCGGACACGUUCAUGGCAAAUUUGCUAACGGCUGAACUAUCAAAGAAAAAUUGGCUUAACGAAAAAGCAUCAUUUCUUUUGGAUGGCUUUCCAAGAACUGCUGGUCAAGCGGAGCAGCUCAGCAAAGCCUUGAACCCUCAUAAAGCCAAUAUAAACUUAGUACUGGAGCUUGAUGUUCCACCGGAAGUGAUUUUAGAUAGAAUUGCAAAUAGAUGGAUACAUCCGGGAUCAGGAAGAGUGUACAAUUUAAGGUAUAAUCCACCAAAGGUGCCAUUCAAGGAUGAUGUCACGGGAGAGCCUUUAGCAAAAAGAGCUGAUGAUAAUCCAGAAACAUUCAAAGUGAGGCUUUCGCAAUAUUUCGAGGAACUCAAGCCGAUUAAGCAGUUUUAUGCUAAAGAAGGUGUUUUGAGGACGUUAUCUGGAGAGACUUCAGACAUUAUAUUCCCUAAAAUGCUUAAGCUAGUUGAAGAUGAAUUCGAAAGACAUUAG